Messenger RNA from Cyprinodon variegatus (sheepshead minnow), 2071 nucleotides. RefSeq names its product zinc finger, CCCH-type with G-patch domain (gene zgpat). The record is from RefSeq and is a predicted model, not a curated record. Lineage: Eukaryota; Metazoa; Chordata; Actinopteri; Cyprinodontiformes; Cyprinodontidae. The transcript is spliced from 7 exons. Gene Ontology annotation, molecular function: metal ion binding; RNA polymerase II cis-regulatory region sequence-specific DNA binding; DNA-binding transcription factor activity, RNA polymerase II-specific. Gene Ontology annotation, cellular component: nucleus. Gene Ontology annotation, biological process: regulation of transcription by RNA polymerase II; negative regulation of DNA-templated transcription. Bases 170 to 1747 code for a protein of 525 amino acids.
CCAAACUGACACCGGUCUGUAGGUUCUGUCCUGGGUCGAGCUAUUUUUCCUGGAUUCUUACUAAAAUAACCAACAAUGAGGCCGUCACUUUUGCUGAAGGCAGAGCUGAUUUCACAGAAAUCGACUAUUUACUGAGGUCAGGGUAAUUUGAUGGUGCCCAGCAGUCAGUAUGGAUGAAGAAACCCUGGAGGCUGCGAUCGCCGCCUACGGUGCUCAGCUGCAGCAGGUGGAGGUGGCCCUGUCGGCAGAGCUGGAUCCAAGCCAGAUGCCGGACCUGCUCAAACUAAAGGAAGACCUUCAGCAGCUGAUAGAGCUCACAGAAGCCAGUCUGGUGUCUGUAAAAAAGAGUCGGCUUCUGGCCAGUUUAGAGGACGGCAGCGACCUGCUGGUGAACCCCUCAGAGGUAGCAGCUGACAGCAGCGGGGCCAAUGAGAGUCUGAGCGCAGAGUUUGCUGCUUUUUACUCCGAACUGGGAGAGUGUUCAGGUAGCAGCUCUGACACCAGAGAGAAGGAUGAUGGAGUAGAAGGUAGAGGGGGGGAUUGUGAGGAGGAGGAUGAAGAGGGUGAAGAUGAGCUAAGUGGUACCAAAGUAAGAGCCCCCUACAGGACGUCGUGGGGGACGCUGGAAUAUCACAACGCCAUGGUGGUGGGGGCGGAGCCGCCAGACGGAGUUGAGGCACAGGUUAGGGUGUUCUACGUCUACCCCACCCAGAAAUCCAUGAAACCGUGCCCGUUCUACCUGGAGGACAAGUGUCGCUUUCAGGAAAACUGCAGGUUUUCUCACGGGGAGGUGGUGUUUGUGUCGGAGCUCAGAGCGUUCCUGGAGUCAGACCUCAGUAAUCUUGAAGAGGGUUCUGCCUGCUUGGCUCGGCAUGAGGACGGGAUCUGGUACCCGGCCAAGAUAAAAGACAUCGACAGCGGUUUCUACACGGUAAAGUUCGACUCGCUGCUGAUGAAAGAUGCCGUAGUCGAGGCUGACGGGAUUAUCCCACCUCUGAGGGAAGACGACCCGCUCUCCUCCGACUCGGAUUCGGAUGAAGCCGGAGAUGCAGAUUCAUUGGGAUACGCAAAAGUUCUGGACUCCGGCCCAGAAUCUACUGUUACAGUAAACAGUGCCGACUUUGGUGGCUGGGAGGCGCAUACCAAAGGCAUCGGAUCCAAGCUUAUGCUGAAAAUGGGCUACGAAUACGGAAAAGGUCUUGGGAAGAUGCAGGAGGGUCGAGUGGAACCAGUGAUGGCCGUGCUCCUGCCGAAGGGGAAGUCUCUGGACGAGUGUGCAGAGAUGACACAGAGGCGCACCCGAAGCAGCGCUGCUAAAGAUGGCACACAGACUGCCCGGCCAAAGCGCCGCAGAAAACCUAAAGUCUCCACCGCAGGGCGGCGUACAGUCUUUGACUUUUUAAAUCACAAGCUGGGAGACAAGGGCUCCAAUCCUGCUGAGGGGGGCUCGACUGUGCCGUCAGGAGCGACCGGCGUGGAGGCUUACAGAGCGGGCAAGAGCGCCAAGAAGAGUCUGAAUGUGAAGCUCUUCCAGGCUGCAGAGCGGGUGGCCCAAACCGAGAGAGAGAUCCAGAAGCUGAGCGAGACGCUGGGCAGACAGACGGGCAGGGAUUCAUCAAGAGUGAAGCAGCUGGAGGAGAAACUGUCAGCGGCCCGCAGCCUGCUGGCCCAGCAGAAAGCACACGAGCUGUCCAUCCAGAAAGAGCACAGGAAGGCCGACACACACAAGAAGAUGACAGAGUUUUAACCUGUUUGCUCUAAGACUUCAGAAAGACCCUGAUUGCCUCUAAGGAACUCAGAGUUCUCGCUUACUGCCCUGUUUUUUUUUUUUUUAAGAUCCUUCUGAAUAAUUUACUACUGGCACCUUGGCUAUGUGCUGGAAGAAGAGUCCUUUUUUAAGUUUAUGGAUGCUUGACUGUACAACCAACAAUGUUGUUAAAAAUAAACUUUUAGUUGUCAUGAACAAAUGUUGAUUUUACCACAGCUUCUUAGCGUUGUGGGGUCUGUUUUAUCUGCCUUAUUGUGGUCAAGUAAUACAGCUGCAGCAUUGGUUUUUCUAAUUCUGUAACAU